Molecule: messenger RNA, 2374 nt
Organism: Aricia agestis (brown argus)
Lineage: Eukaryota; Metazoa; Arthropoda; Insecta; Lepidoptera; Lycaenidae
Gene: Mcm5
Product: DNA replication licensing factor Mcm5
Exons: 13
Coding region: 107-2296 (729 amino acids)
Biological process (GO): DNA replication; DNA replication initiation; double-strand break repair via break-induced replication
Cellular component (GO): nucleus; MCM complex
Molecular function (GO): 3'-5' DNA helicase activity; DNA replication origin binding; single-stranded DNA binding
Source: RefSeq, a predicted model, not a curated record
AACGUGGAUGUCUCGAAUUGUAAACAGUUAUUUUAACGCGUUUUGUCUACAAUAUAUUGUUUAUUUAUUUAUAAAUUUGGCUUAAUUCAGUGAUUUCAGUUACAAUAUGGAAGGUUUUGAUGAUCCUGGUGUUUUUUUCUCUGAUAAUUUUGGUGUAGAGGAAAAUGAGAAUCAAGACCAAAUUAACCUGCAAGCAGUAAAGAAGAAAUUUAAAGAAUUUAUACGACAAUUUCAUACAGGAAACUUUAACUAUAAGUACAGAGAUGCUCUAAAACGGAACUAUAACUUGCGACAAUAUUGGGUUGAAAUAAAUAUUGAGGACUUGUCUAGCUUUGAUGAAGUUCUUGCGGAAAAGUUAUACAAGAAGCCAACAGAACAUUUACCAAUACUAGAAGAAGCAGCUAAAGAAUUAGCUGAUGAGCUGACUGCACCAAGACCUGACGGGGAAGAGAAAGUUGAAGAUAUUCAGGUGUUACUGUCUUCUGAUGCUCAUGCAUCUAACCUCAGGGAGCUAAAGUCGGAGACAGUAUCAAGACUGGUCAAAAUCCCUGGUAUCGUAAUCUCAGCAUCUGGUAUAAAAGCUAAGGCUACAAAAAUAUCAAUACAGUGUAGAUCAUGUAGAAAUGUGCUCCCCAAUUUGCCUGUUAAACCAGGUCUGGAGGGCUAUGUUAUGCCAAGAAAAUGUAACACAGAACAAGCUGGCAGACCCAAAUGUCCUUUGGACCCAUAUUUCAUCAUACCGGAUAAAUGCAAAUGUAUUGAUUAUCAGGUUUUGAAAUUACAAGAGUCUCCUGAGGAUAUACCCCAAGGAGAAAUGCCUCGCCAUCUGACAGUUUACUGUGAGAGAGUGUUGUGUGAACGAGUAGCUCCCGGUGCCCGGGUUACUGUACUUGGCAUUUAUUCUAUAAAAAAAAUAGCAAAAAUUGGGAGAGGUGGUCAAGACAAAGGAUCUGUAGGUGUGCGGUCAUCAUAUCUUAGAGCAGUUGGCCUAACUGCAGAAGAAGGAGUGACUGGUGGUCUUCGUCCGUUUACUACAGAUGAGGAGGAACAGUUUAGGAGACUUGCUUCUUCCCCAGACAUAUAUGAACGAAUUGCAAAAUCCAUAGCUCCGAGUGUAUUUGGUGCUAAUGAUAUGAAAAAAGCUAUUGCUUGCUUAUUGUUUGGAGGGUCGCGCAAAAGAUUGCCAGACGGAUUAACAAGAAGAGGAGAUAUCAAUAUACUGCUCCUGGGAGACCCUGGUACAGCCAAAUCCCAACUUCUCAAGUUCGUAGAGAAAGUUUCACCUAUUGGUGUGUACACAUCUGGUAAAGGUUCCAGUGCUGCUGGUCUUACAGCUUCUGUUAUAAGGGAUCCUGGAAGUCGCAAUUUCGUGAUGGAGGGUGGGGCGAUGGUGCUGGCUGAUGGUGGCGUGGUGUGCAUCGAUGAGUUCGACAAGAUGCGCGAAGACGACCGCGUCGCCAUACACGAGGCCAUGGAACAGCAGACUAUUUCUAUUGCCAAAGCUGGCAUUACAACUACUUUGAACUCAAGGUGCUCAGUCUUAGCCGCAGCUAACUCUGUAUUUGGUCGUUGGGAUGACACUAAAGCUGACGACAAUAUUGAUUUCAUGCCCACUAUAUUGUCGAGAUUUGAUAUGAUAUUUAUUGUAAAAGAUGAACAUGAUCAAAAUAGAGAUAUAACGUUAGCCAAGCACAUCAUAUCAGUGCACAUGGGUGGCGACACUGCGUCCCGGGAGCGCGCAGAGGGUGAACUACCUCUGGAGCUGCUGCGGCGAUACUCCGCCUACUGCCGCGCGCGCUGCGGCCCGCGCCUCGCCGGCUCCGCCGCGGAACGCCUCGCCGCGCGAUAUGUACUCAUGCGCAGCGGCGCCAGCCUGCACGAACGACAGAUCGACAAACGACUCUCCAUACCUAUUACUGUCAGGCAACUGGAGGCAAUAGUUCGUAUAUCUGAAUCUCUUGCGAAAAUGCAGCUGCAACCGUUUGCAACAGAAGCACAUGUUACAGAGGCGUUAAGGCUAUUCCAAGUGUCUACAUUGGAUGCUGCUAUGACAGGCAGUUUAGCAGGAGCUGAAGGGUUUACAACCGAAGAGGAUCACGAAAUGUUAUCGCGUAUUGAAAAACAGCUAAAGCGCAGAUUCGCUGUUGGAUCACAAGUAUCAGAGCAAACUAUUAUACAAGACUUCCUGAGGCAGAAAUAUCCUGAGAGAGCAAUCUUGAAAGUCAUACAUACAAUGAUAAGGCGAGGCGAGCUUCAACAUCGCUUACAACGAAAAAUGCUUUACAGACUUUCAUGAGUAACAUUUCCGUUUUUUUAUUAUUGUUUCAUCAAUAGUUUUAAUAUCUUGCUAAAAUAAAAAAUAAAACUACCAGUA